This is a messenger RNA of Osmerus eperlanus (European smelt), 2197 nucleotides long. RefSeq names its product E3 SUMO-protein ligase ZBED1-like. Bases 1201 to 2082 code for a protein of 293 amino acids. The transcript has 2 exons. The record is from RefSeq and is a predicted model, not a curated record. NCBI's taxonomy places the organism in Eukaryota, Metazoa, Chordata, Actinopteri, Osmeriformes, Osmeridae. Gene Ontology annotation, molecular function: protein dimerization activity.
UUACAACACCUUUCGAUGCUAAAAUAACAAAACACCGACGAUGCACAUUUUUUUGAAGCACCGUGAGCGCCGAUGCCAGAUGUUAGCAUCGGUGCUGCGCCUCUUCUGGAACUGAUGGGGGCAGUAUUCUGGACUGUUCCAGCCGACGUUUACAUUCAGAAAACCAAGAUGGAAACUGCAGCUGCAGAGAUCGCCCCACCUCGACUCGUUGAAAAGAAAGGCACAAAAAGUUGUGUUUGGAAGUAUUUUGCGUUUGAGGCAGAUGACAGUGGGGUUAUAAUUAAUCCGAAGAAGCCACUUUGUAAAACAUGCUACCGUGGUCUUCAGACCAAGGGAGGUAAUACUUCCAAUUUAGCCAAACACCUGAAAGACCGUCAUCCGGAUUUGUUCAAAGAAUUCAAGUUUCAGCCAGAGGAUGACGUCCAGGAGACAACUCAGCCAACUCGAAGUCAGCAAUCACAGCCAACCAUAACCGAGGCUCUAGGGAAGCACACAAAAUGAGAGAAAUUCAAAUGAGGCCAGGAGAUUGGAUAGAAGUGUAGCAGAGUUCAUAUGUAUCGACCAAAUCCCUGUCUACAUUGUUGAAAAAAACGGAUUUCAGCAAAUGCUCCAUAAAUUCAAUCCCAGAUAUCAACUUCCAAGUAGAAAUUAUUUCAUGUACACAGAAAUACCAAAAAUCUACAGUGAAACAAGGGACCUGAUCACACAAUAUCUCAAAGAAAAGCCAUUCUAUGCAUGCACAACUGACCUGUGGACAAGCAGAGCUGCAGACACGUUCAUGUCCAUUACCAUGCAAUACAUAACACAGUCAUGGGAGUUGCACUCCUGGUGUUUAGGCUGUAGUGGCCUGAACUCAGACCACACAGGUGACAGUUUGAGGGAGGCAUUUGACAAAGUAGUUACUGAGGAGUGGAAGUUGGACAUUGCAAAACUAGCAGGCAUCACAACAGACAAUGCAUCCAACAACCAAAAGGCUUUUAAAGAUGACUACACAUGGAUCCCUUGUUUUGGCCACAACUUGCACCUGGCCGUUAACAAAGCCAUCAACAUCGACAGGGUAUCUACAGCCCUGUCAAGGCUGCGCAGAACCAUAUCUGCCUUCACCAGGUCAUCAAAGCUGUCGCGACAACUCAAAACAAAACAAAAACAGAACACAAUUUGAUACAUGAUGCACCCACCCGUUGGAAUUCCUCUUAUGAUAUGGUGGAGAGAUUUGUGGAGCAGCAGCAAGCUCUGUGUGCAGUCCUGGCAGAGGACAGAAAAAAAUUGCACCUGAUGCCAAAAGACAAUGACAUCACAAUCCUAGAAACACUGAAAGAAGUCCUUGAGCCACUGAGUCCUUUUACAGAUGCACUCAGUGGUGAGAAGCACACUACUCUCUCCUCUGUCUUACCGCUGUUAUGGAAGAUGCUCUCUUGUCUCAGGGAUAAGGAGGAUGACACUCUACUUACUAGAGAGAUGAAGAGCUUAGUAAGGGAAAGCCUCAACCAACGUUAUGAGAAUAGGGAGGUGCAGCUUCUGCUAAACACUGCCACCUACCUAGAUCCGAGAUUUAAGGCCAGUUUUGUUGCUCUGGAGGAUGACGUGAAGCAAAGUCUCUUGGAGCAAGUGGGGAAUACCGAUGAUGGAGCUGGUACAUCUGAAACCACCAUGGCAACAGGAGCAGAGGCCUUGAGCCAAAGCAGGCCAUCUAAAAAGUCAAAGACUGAUUUGAAGCAUCUGCUUUCAGCAAUUCAAGGCGAGAACAAGGGCAGUGAUGUCACAUCAUCUCAAGCAGGGCUCUCCACACAAGAUAAGUUAAAUGGAGAGUUCCUGGUAUAUAGCAAAAUGCCAGAACUGAGCGCAGACGAAGAUCCCCUCAUCUGGUGGAAAAUGAAUGGAGGCCCAAUACCUCAACUUGCAGAAUUUGCAAGGAGGUAUCUCUGCAUUGCAGCUUCAAGCUGUGCUUCCGAAAGGGUCUUCAGUGUCUCAGGAAUCAUUGUCAGUCCAAGACGUUCCCGACUUACCCAAGACAAUGUUAACAUGUUAGUUUUCCUCAGUAAAAACCUUGAACUAGCCAAGAAAAGUUGUGAAAUGCUGUGAAAAAUUAUGCAAUUUUGCCAAAACUCAUGUUCAUCUUGUUAGCUGAAUGGCUUAAUUGCACUUUAUUAUGUUGUGCUAUGCUCUAUUGCCCUUGUUUUGUAUGUCUUAUGACAUU